UUCGUCGGCUGCUGCUGCGACGGUGACAGUAUUCUUCAACCCGCACAUCUGCCCAGAAUCGGCAGCCGUCUCCGCCAAGAAACACUGUUGUAGUAUCCAGCAAGAACGAAAUAAGCGACGGCAGCAUGGCAGAAGGCAGCAACUCGCCUGCGGAAGGUUACCUUGACUGGGCACAGGAGGAGCUCGGGGUAGUUGUCCACCACCCCUUGCGAGUGUCCUCCACGCCCGGAAAGGAGGAGAGGGGUGUGUUUUGCGAGGAGAACAUCCCAGCGGAGACAAUCGUCGUGUCCGUGCCGUGGGAGGCUCUCAUGACCGUGGACAGCGCCAAGGGCACGCCGUUCGAGGGCCUGAUGGAAGCAGGUGCAAGGGAAGACGACGUGCUUUGCCUCCUCCUCCUCUACCACCGCCACAUCCUGAAAGAACGCUCUCCGCUCAAGGGGCACAUGGAUGUCCUCCCGCGAGAGUACCACCAGACCAUAUUUUACUCCGACGAUGAGCUGGAGCUGUUGCGCGGCACGAGCCUGCACGCGGUGACGGUGCAGUGGAAAGCCCAGGUGGACACCGACUUUCGGGAGCUCGAGGCGUUGCCGCUCCCCUCGCCACGUUCGGAAGAGGGCGGCUCCUCUACGGCGCGAGACGCGCUCGAAGGUUUUCUCACCAAGGAGGAGUACCUCUGGGCACUCGGGACGGUGUGGAGCCGCUUUGUCACGGUCGAGCGGGCGGGGCGCGGGCUGAAGGCCAUGGCCCCGGUGUUCGACAUGUUCAACCACGGCCCUUUAUCCUCGACGGUGCACGGAUAUCAAGAGUCCAACGACUGCCUCCACCUCGUGACCCUGCAAGAUUGGGCCUCCGGUUCCGAGGUGAAGUUCAGCUACGGCCCGCUCCCGAACUCCCGCCUGCUACUGCUGCACGGGUUUUGCCUCCCGGACAACCCGUUCGAAUCGGUGGAGCUGUGGGCGAUGAUGGAGCCCGGGGCACCUGGCUUCGCCGAAAAGAAUAAGAUUAUGUUGGACAACGGGGUGGACCCUUCCAAGCGACCGUUCUUCCUCACCAGUAAAGGUUUGGACCCGCUCUUGCUGCCGGCGCUGCGAGUACAGAGGGCCACGGAAACGGAGCUCAAGGUCGCGGCAGAAACCCCUUGGGGCGAGACCUUAGGCGCGAGGAACGAAGCGGCUGUAGUCGACGUUCUCUGGAACGCCCUCGCCGGCAUGCUGAAAGAGCGAGAGGGCCCCUCCACGGCCCACGCGUCCUGCAACGGCCCUGUCUCCGGGGAAGCACAAGCAUCCCGCACGCCUCCUGACCCCAACAACGACACGGGGGGGGAAGGAGGGGAAGAAGAUGGGGGAGCGGAGAGAACGAUCGUGCCGGAGGACAGGUCCGCAGCCGCGGAGCUCCUGCGGAAGGGGGAACAGCGCGUGCUGCAAAAAUGCUUGGAUUGGGUCGAGGACUACCGGUCGGGGUUGAAACAUCAGGUGGAGUGA
This is a messenger RNA of Ectocarpus siliculosus, 1481 nucleotides long. Lineage: Eukaryota; Phaeophyceae; Ectocarpales; Ectocarpaceae. The record is from the annotation of a GenBank genome assembly.